UUCUUGACCUAACCAGCUAUCCGUAGCCGGUGAUAUGACGUGUCUGUGAACCGAGGGACGCUCGGAUUUCAGCAGCACAGAAAUGUCUGCCGACUGGGAGGAAAUACGGCGGCUGGCAGCCGACUUCCAGCGAGCUCAGCUCAGCGACACUGUGCAGAGGUUAUCGGAACGUAACUGCAUAGAGAUUGUUGCGAAGCUGAUCGCUGAGAAGCAGUUGGAUGUAGUGCACACUCUUGAUGGGAAAGAAUAUAUCACCCCUGCACAGAUUUCUAAAGAAAUAAGGGAUGAGCUUCAGGUUCGAGGGGGAAGAGUGAACGUAGUUGAACUGCAGCAGGUGGUGAAUGUUGACCUGACUCACAUUGAAAGCAGAGCAAAUGAUCUUGUGAGGUCAGAAAAAUUUUUACAGUUGGUACUCGGGCAGCUUGUGGAUGACAACUAUCUGGACCAAAUAGCAGAAGAAGUUAAUGAUAAAUUGCAGGAAGCCGGCCAAGUGACUAUAUCAGAACUGUGCAAGACGUACGACCUUCCAGGCGACUUCCUGACAGAGACACUAUCAAGGAGGCUUGGCAGUAUUGUUCAAGGGAAAAUUGACCAAAGCAACAAGGGUGUGAUUUACACAGAGGCAUUUGUAUCUCGACACAGGGCACGUAUACGUGGUCUUUUUACAGCUAUUACAAGACCCACUCCAGUGAUCACUUUGAUUACCCAGCAUGGCUUUCAGGAGCAUCUUCUAUACUCUCUGUUGGAGGAGCUUGUUAACUGUGGACGUUUAAAGGGCACCGUGGUCGGCGGGAGACAGGAUAAGGCUGUGUUUAUUCCCGACAUCUAUGCCAGAACACAGAGCAAUUGGAUAGACGCAUUUUUCAAGCAAAACGGUUACCUAGAAUUUGACUCCUUAUCCAGGCUUGGAAUCCCUGACCCCUUGAGUUAUGUCAGGAAACGCUAUAAGUCCACCCAGUUAAUAUUUCUGAAAUCAGUGUGUGUUGGGCAGAGUAUAGUAGAUCAAGUGGAAGCUUCAGUAGAAGAAGCUAUUGGCUCUGGAUCAUGGUUGGACAUCAUGACAUUGUUGCCAAGUUGUUUGUCUGUGGAAGAUGCUUCAAUCUUGCUUCAACAAGUGAUGAGAAAGUUAAACAAAAGUUCAUCCAGUCGGAUCUUUGGUGACACCAUCAUCAUCAGCGAAAAAUUUAUAAGUGAAUGUGCAGGACUUUUUAAUGACCUCAUGCAACACAAAGCUGAAAAGGAAAUGAAGCACAGCCCUGUGUUUUUGGUAACCGAAGCAGACCUCAAGCAAGCUUCCCUAUUAGAAAAUGCUAUCGUGGGUAAAAAAGACAAAAGGGAAGACAGGAGGAAGAAAGCUGCAGAGGGCAGUGGAAGCAUUAGAGGAGGUGGUUGUGGAAAUGCCAGGGAGGUCAAAAUAAAAAAGACCAAGAAGAAGUCCAGAAAGGAUGAAGACAGUGAUGAUGAGACUCAAACUACAAGUGCAAAUAAACCAAAGGACCGAGAGAUCCCAUUUCUGUCUUUAGAAGAAAUUCAAGAUGUCUUAAGAAAACAUGUUGCAGAUUCUCCCGACGAGCUGCUUGUUGAACUGUCUGAAAACCUAAUAAGACCCCUAACCAAAAGUUAUCAGGAGGUGGUACGUUCAGUAUUCAUGUCCUCAACUUCACAAGCAUCGGGGGCAAGCAGAAAGCAAACUAUGAAAGACUUUCAAGAAGAAGUUUCCAAUCUUUAUACCAAUAUUCGUUUGUUUGAAAAGGGAAUCAAGCUUUUUUCAGAUGACACUCAGAGUAACCUUGCCAAUUAUCUGCUGAAGACAGUGUGCACUGAUAUUACCAAUCUCAUCUUCAAUUUCCUGGCCGGUGAUGUAAUGAUGGCAGUGGAAGUUUACACCACCAUUACCAGUGAGGUUAGAAAGAAAAUGUUAAAUAAAUUCCAGGAGGAAGCCAAGGGCCCUUUGACAAAACUUAACAGCUCCUUGUCUGGAAAAAAUAUAGAAGAAUUUCUGUCUUUUCUGGACUCGGCAGCAGAUGCAUGCGGCAUCCUAAUGAAGAAAGGAGAUAAGAAGAAAGAAAGGCAAGUUUUGUUCCAGCACAGGCUCGCUCUUAUAGAGCAACUCAAAGUCACAGAAGACUCCGCCUUGGUCCUGCAUCUGACAUCUGUCUUGCUGUUUCAAUUCACAACACACUGUAUGCUUCAUGCACCAGGAAGAUGUGUCCCACAGAUUAUUGCUUUCCUGAAAGCCAAGAUCCCUGAGGAUCAGUAUAGUAUUUUGGUUACCUACCAAAGCCUUGUAGUGAAACAACUUAUAGGUCAGACAAAGCACAAGGAGGAUGAAGAUGUUGACAUGAUGGGAGACCCAGCAGAAGUACCUGAGAAGACAUCAGAGGACGUUCGAAAGGAACUUCAUGAACUGUCCACCAAGAUCAAAGAUCUUGUUCUGCGUCCCAGAAAGGCCUCUGCAUCGGAAGAGUAA
Messenger RNA from Nanorana parkeri, 2470 nucleotides. RefSeq names its product UFM1 specific ligase 1 (gene UFL1). The transcript has 19 exons. Gene Ontology annotation, molecular function: UFM1 ligase activity. Gene Ontology annotation, biological process: protein K69-linked ufmylation; regulation of proteasomal ubiquitin-dependent protein catabolic process; response to endoplasmic reticulum stress. NCBI's taxonomy places the organism in Eukaryota, Metazoa, Chordata, Amphibia, Anura, Dicroglossidae. Gene Ontology annotation, cellular component: endoplasmic reticulum membrane. The coding region runs from base 83 to 2470 and encodes 795 amino acids. The record is from RefSeq and is a predicted model, not a curated record.